Cantharellus anzutake is the source of this 819-nucleotide messenger RNA. RefSeq lists its product as uncharacterized. The transcript is spliced from 2 exons. The coding region runs from base 100 to 570 and encodes 156 amino acids. The record is from RefSeq and is a predicted model, not a curated record. NCBI's taxonomy places the organism in Eukaryota, Fungi, Basidiomycota, Agaricomycetes, Cantharellales, Hydnaceae.
UCAGCACUCAGCGGAAUGCAGUUUGUCCGCAGUUUGUGGACAGUGGCUUAGAGGCUGGGGUCCUGCCCAGCAGUGGCUCAAGUCAGCUGCAUCUCCGAGAUGUUCGACUCCCCAAAGCCACUUUUGUUUUUCGGAUUGACGGACCUUGUUCUGAUGGUGCGCUGGUGGGUGACAACGUACAAUAUAUGGCUCAUGAGUGACAAUCCCCAAGCCACGCAUACGGCGCGUCGCGCCAGUGGCGCAGGUACACUCCGCAUUCGGUACCGAUCGAUAGGAUUGAAAAACAAUACAUUAUGUGGAUCCUCGGCCAUUUGGGGCCGGUACUAUAAUACUUACUCACCGGGACUUCACGGGUGGCCAGCGGCCAUUACGGCCAUGGGGAUAGAUCUGGGGGGCCAAGUCCCACAAUCAUGUACACAACUUUCAGCCUCCGGGCGCGCGUGUGCUGUGGCUUUAUUAGUUAAGACUCCAAAAGAUCCUCUACUCAACAUUAAGCCAUCAAAACAACGUGUCAAUAAGCCAUAUCGGUGUGCCGUUUGCAUGAAAGCCGCUAACACCGCUUGUGACUAGUGGCUAUAUAUCGAGUGGCUCUUGGUAAAUAACGGAGGGGUUGAGCCGCAUCAUCCGGUGUUGGUUGUUGGUGCCUUCUGGUGCUGUUUCAGGUGCUCCAGCGCCCCGCGAAUCAAAGUUCACCACACUCAAGCGCCAGUAAUUGUUGAUGUGGCGAAUUGUGCUCCACCUGCGGUGCCGAGACGGCGCCCGGUGACCAUGCCUCGUGUACGGAAGAUCAAGUCUAAUUGAUGCCGUCUAUGGGAACCC